CCGACAAUGGAGAUUCAGAGAGGUGGCAGAAGCGAGCAGAAACAGAAGCUGCGAGAGAUCGAAGUGAUGAUAAUUUCCGCCCACAAUCUCAAGAACGUCAAGCACUUGCACAAGAUGAAGCCCUACGCCGAGGUCUACGUGGACAAGAACGUCCACGUCGCCAAAACCCACGUCGACGAGCACGGCGGCACCGACCCCACCUGGAACGAGGUAGUCAAGGUCAACUUCCCCGGGGGGCUGCCGGAGAGUGACGUCAAGGCGGCGCUCAACGUCGACAUCUACGCGCAGGGGCAUGUCAGGGACAAGCUCGUUGGCAGCGCCAGGUUGCUGCUCUGCGAUGCGCUCAAGGACGGGGACCCAUCGGAGCCGAUGGACAACCCGAUCCAGUGCACCACGAUUCGGGUCUGGAGGGAGUCCGGUGGGGCCCAGGGGCUGCUCCACCUGUGGGUCCCGCCGACGGGGAAGUUUAUGUUGAGGAGGGAGUCACUGUCUUUCAGUAUCAGGGAGGAGACGCCGGAGAAAGAAAUGGUGGCACCGCCGGCGGAGAAGGCGGAGGUGACGUCGGACGAGAGUGAUAAUUAGCAUUUAAAAACUGCGCAUUGACUCGUUAAGCUAGCGUUGGCAUGUUUUUGUUUUGGGGCGAGAAGCAAGUGUUUGCAUCUACUAGAAAUUGGCAUUAAUCGGUCUGUGCGUUAGAUUGAAAUGGCCGUAACUUAUUUAUGUUCACAAAGCGGUGGCGACCAAACAAACAUUAAAUAGUUUUAAUUUAAUGAAAGUAGGGAAUUAGUUUAAUUGCUAUCUUUAUUGUUACUGUUGUUGUUGUUAUUUUUUCUUGGGAUAACACGAGAGG
Messenger RNA from Prosopis cineraria, 850 nucleotides. RefSeq lists its product as uncharacterized. Bases 7 to 582 code for a protein of 191 amino acids. Lineage: Eukaryota; Viridiplantae; Streptophyta; Magnoliopsida; Fabales; Fabaceae. The transcript has a single exon. The record is from RefSeq and is a predicted model, not a curated record. Gene Ontology annotation, biological process: defense response.